Messenger RNA from Panonychus citri (citrus red mite), 2438 nucleotides. RefSeq names its product protein kinase C and casein kinase substrate in neurons protein 1-like. Gene Ontology annotation, biological process: plasma membrane tubulation; regulation of endocytosis; cytoskeleton organization. Gene Ontology annotation, molecular function: phospholipid binding; protein binding. The transcript is spliced from 9 exons. Gene Ontology annotation, cellular component: endosome; plasma membrane; cytoplasm. The coding region runs from base 619 to 2094 and encodes 491 amino acids. NCBI's taxonomy places the organism in Eukaryota, Metazoa, Arthropoda, Arachnida, Trombidiformes, Tetranychidae. The record is from RefSeq and is a predicted model, not a curated record.
UCAUCCAACUCACUCUCUCUCUCUUUAUCUUCACAAACCUUUCUUUUCUUAGAUAUUUUCUUAUUCUUGUCUUCUUUAUCUUCUCUCUGUGUUUCUCUCUCUCUCUCAAUCUCUCUUACGUCUACGGUUGAUAUUUUUUAUAUUCUAUCCUCUCUCUCUCUCUGCUAUGUAUCAUUCUUUCAAAUUGUGUCAAUUUAUUUACACCUUAAUUUAUAUCUUUUUCCUCUCUAUCAAUUGUUGUCAUUAUUGUGCUGAUUAAUUGUCGUGUUUCUGUUUUAUUAUUCACCGAGUAGAUUAUUACAUUUACUGUGAUUACUGUGACUUUUUUGUUUCCUUCUAAUACACAACUAUAACCUCUAUCUCUCUGUCUCUCUCUUUCUCUCUCUCACCAGGUAAAAAUCAUAUUCCAGUGUCGUAAAGACUUGAAAGUUACUUGAAAAUAAUCGUUACAAUAGUGAUUUUUAGCUUCCAUUUCAAUUGCCUUUAUAUUUUAUGUGGAUAAUCAGUUGGGAUUAUAAAUGAUGAUGUUUGAUUUUCCUUGUUGAUAAAUUAGACUCAUAUAAUUGAAGGAAUAAGAAAAGACGUUUAUUAUCAUCUUAUCCGGUUCGCAAGUGGAUUAUGUCUCAACACAGUGAUGAAGCGACGCUGGUCUCCAGUAGUGACAGUUUCUGGGAACCAGGAAACUAUAAAAGAACAACGAAACGAACGGAAGAUGGUUUCAAAUUGUGUAAUGAUUUAAUUCAAUUAGUUAGUGAGAGAAGUGAAAUCGAGAAAAAUUAUGGUAAAUCUUUACGUGGAUGGGCCAAGAAAUGGAAUGAACAAAUUGAGAAAGGACCAGAAUAUGGAACCAUGGAAGCUGCUUGGAAAGGAGUUAAUUUAGAAGCUGAAAGGAGAUGUAAUAUUCAUUUACAAAUUAAGGAUAAAUUAGUUGAAGAUGUUGUUCCUCAAAUAAAACAAUGGCAAAAGGAUAAUUACCAUAAAUCAAUGAUACAAUUAAAGGAGAAAAAAGAUUUCGAUGAUGCCUUUAAAAAAGCUCAAAAAACAUGGGCUAAACAUUUUGAAAAAGUCAACAAAGCUAAAAUUGAUUAUCAUACAGCCUGUAAAAAUGAACGAUCAGCGGUUAACCAAGAGCGGAAUGCAUCCGGAGACACUUCCCUCUCACCUGACCAGGUCAAAAAAUUACAAGAUCGAGUUGCUAAAUGUAAAGAGGAAGUACAAAAAACGAAAGAAAAAUAUGAACAGUCUCUCAAAGAGAUUAGUGAUUAUAAUGCCAAGUAUAUUGAAGAUAUGACCGUUGUAUUUGAUAAGUGCCAGGAAUUUGAACAUAAGCGUCUCGAUUUUUUCAAGAAGAUGCUAUUCGCCAUCCAUGACUGCCUUAAUAUCUCCGCCAAUCCCGAAUUACCUUUAAUCUAUGAAGAGUACAGACACACAAUACAAAACGCCGAUGCCUGUAAAGACCUCAGAUUAUGGUCAAAUAAUAACGGUGUCGGAAUGACCAUGAAUUGGCCAAUAUUUGAGGAAUAUUGUGAAGAGUUUCGAGAUAUAAUUGGUAAACCAAGCAAGAAAAGCACCAUCGCCGAAACUGGUAUUACUCUUGUAAAUCAACAUAAAUUCAACGAGGAAUUACCUGAAUAUGCAUCUGAUUUACCAACAAGUAAUAAGGAUAAGAAAUUAAAAGGAGAUAAUUCAAAUGUCGUGGAGCAAAACAAUUUAACUAAUGGUAGCAAUGGAAUUACCAACAAUCAGAACAAUCAAAAUGAAAUUAACAACAAAAACUCCAAUAACAUUAAUAACGAUGAUACCGAAAUAGAUUCUCAUAUUAACACAAAUGGUAAAACUGAUAGCAAUCCAUUUGAUGAUGAACGGGAAGAGUGGGAUGAUUAUGCUAAUGAUGCCUUAGUGGACAAUGGUGAGCCCGGUGUCCCUGUAAGAGCCUUAUAUGAUUACGAAGGAGCUGAAUCUGACGAAUUAUCUUUUAAACAAGGUGAUAUAUUUGAAAAAUUAGAAGAUGAAGAUGAACAAGGUUGGUGUAAAGGACGUAAAGAUGGACGCGUUGGCCUUUAUCCCGCCAAUUAUGUCAAAUUAGUUUGUUAAUUUGUCGACGAUUGUUAAUGUUGACCAACUUAUAUCACAUCACAUUCAUCAUCUUCCACCUUUUCAAUCAACAUCCAAAAAAAACAUCAACGAUAAUAUUGAUGAUCAUGGAAAUUUUUCUAGUUCAUUUUGUCCAAUGAACACUAAUUUAAUUUAAUUUGGUUAAAAAUUUAGUUUUCUGACCUACUGAUUACUAAAAUGCCUAUGGAAAACAACAAUUACCAUUUUAAUUAGAUGAAAAUAAGUGAAUAAGAUAAUUUCACAAUUCGUUUUUUGCUGAUCAAUCCCAAAUUCUAUCAUAACUAUUAUACAAUAACUUAAAAAUUAAUCAAUUUUUAUCAUCA